AGGAGGAAAUAAACGCCACCCUUUAUCAAAAUGGAUUGGUGAGGUAAGGCUCGGUUGAAGAAGAGAACAAUCACGUGAACAAAUAUGCUUGUAUCUUAAGGCAGCGCCUUUAUUUGUCACCACAAAGCGUCCAGAAACUCCAAAAAAUCCUAAUGUUAUAGCUCCAAAUCCGCACAGGCCUAUAUCCGCUUCUGAAUUCCUGUAUAUUUCAAUGUGUGAUUGAUUGCCAGGGAUUUUUUUUUCUGGAAUAAGGAUACCUUGUUCGCUUUUUUAUUGGUAGCUGAAUGCGAGUCCUUCCAUUCUUUCGGGAAUACUGUCUCCACUGGUAUAUGGAAAUGUCUGAAAAACAGCAAGAUCAGGUUUAGGACAGCAUUGUCUACAGACAAAGGCUGAAGGAUUUAUUCUAGAGACUGCGUUGGAAAGGAGCUGAGGCUGAAGAAGGGAAGCUGCUUUAUGAUGAAUUGAUUCACAGGUCGAGGUGAGAGCAGUGAUGAAUGCGUGAGGGAAAUAAAAGAGAUCUGCGCAGAUUUCGGUCACAGACUGGAGCGACGGUGGGAAACAUCAAUCACGUGAAUAAACAACACCCAUGCCAUUGGAUAGAGCUGCUCUGGCUUAUUGGCUUUGAAUCCACAAAAUGCAGAAAGCAACAUACUACGACAACUCCGGACUUUUUGGAAGCUACAGCUACCCCAAACCAGACUCUUACAACUACGGCCCCGCACAUCAGUCCUACCCCACUCCCACCAUUGAGAAUGAAUACCAGGGCUCAGUGUGUCCCAUCCAGACCUCUGCUGUUCGCCCACCGACUCUCAAAGACAGUGACCUGAACGGAGACUGCAUGCGGCAAAGUGGCAGUCAGAGCAACGGCAGCAGCCAAGCCACGAGCAUUGGGGAACAGCAGGCACCUCCACUGUCCGCAUCCUCCCCAAGCUCCAACAACACCCCUGCAUCCCAGAAGAAGAAAUCCCCGUCCAGCAGCGCCUCCGGCACCGCCACGCCAGCCCUCACCAAGCAGAUCUUCCCCUGGAUGAAGGAGACCCGGCAGAACGCCAAGCAGAAGGGCAACAACUGCACCACUGCAGGUGGGGAGGUGAGUGAUGAGAAGAGCCCACCGGGACCAGCCUCCAAACGGGUCAGAACUGCUUACACCAGCGCACAACUUGUGGAGCUGGAGAAGGAGUUUCACUUUAACCGCUAUCUCUGUCGCCCCCGGAGAGUGGAGAUGGCGAAUCUGUUGAAUCUCACCGAGCGCCAAAUAAAGAUCUGGUUUCAAAACAGGAGGAUGAAAUACAAAAAGGACCAGAAGUCUAAAGGGCUCGCGCACUCUCCCCUGGGACACUCCCCGGAUAGAAGCCCGCCGCUGAGUGGCCCAAAUCACAUUGGAUACUCUGGCCAGCUCCAAAACGUGAACAGCCUCAGCUAUGACGCGCCCUCGCCCCCAUCCUUCGCCAAACCCCAGCAAAACAUGUACGGUUUGGCCGCGUACACGGCACCCUUGGGUGGCUGUAUCCCGCAACAGAAGAGGUACCCGGGCUCCGAGUACGAACACCACAGCAUGCAGAGCAACGGCAGCUUUGCCAACGCCAAUUUGCAAGGCAGCCCCGUUUAUGUGGGUGGGAAUUUUGUUGAUUCCAUGCCAGCCUCGGGCCCCAUGUUCAACCUCGGCCAUCUUCCCCACCCCUCAUCCACCAGUGUGGACUACAGCUGUGCCGCUCAGAUCCCAGGAAACCACCAUCAUGGACCCUGUGAUCCCCAUCCCACAUACACAGACCUCACCUCUCACCAAGCGUCUCAGGGAAGGAUUCAGGAAGCGCCUAAACUCACACAUUUGUAAUAUGUGGUUUCUUUGUGUGUGUGUGUGUGUGUGUGUGUGUGCGUGUGUGUGUGUGUAUGUGUGUGUGUGUGUGAGAGAUAGAGAGAGAGAGAGUGUGUGUGUGUGUGUGCGUGCGUGCGUGCGUAGGUUAUGUAUGUGUGUGUGUGUGUGUGUGUGUGUGUGUGCCAAAAUUACGUUGCGCUCUUUUUAUUACCUCACUAGUCUAAUAACUACACUCCAAGCGAGUCGUGUGUAUUAUUACAGUAUUAUUGAUAUUACUAUUAACGCUAUUGUGUAAUUAUUUUCUAAAUAAUACAGCUUUGUCCAUUUCUCUUGAAUGUUUGGGGAUGCGCAGAGGCAAACUAGCCUGGUGGUCAGUUGUUGCUUUUUCCUUUUUCGAUUUUCUCAAGUGCAAUGCGCAAUGUUUUGACUGAAUAUUUCAUGCCGUUACUUGAAGGUAAGUCUUGUAGAUCACGAAAAGUAGAAGCUCAUCUUUAGAGAGAAAGACUUUUUAGGGAAAUUUUCGUCUGUUUGUCAGGAUCUCAUUUUCCUCACGGGCAUCCUAUUUAUUUAUUUUUUUUAAUUAUUAUUAUUAUGCUGCAUAAUCUUUCGUACUAGCAUAUAGCCUAUUUAUUAUUUAAUUACUUUUGUAUUGCACAUUAUUUAUCGUUUAUAUGCGAGUAUUUAUAAGUGUGGGAAUUUUUUGUAAGAUUGGACAGAUCAGUGCACUUGGAAGUGUUGGUAAAACAGGGUUUGGAAAAUGCUAUGACUCGCAGUGUAUUGUUGAAAAAGAGCAUUUCUAAUUGUAAAUCUGGGAUAAAUGGGGCAUUUUAUAGUGUAUAAACACCACUAUAUGUCCAUGGUUAAUCUUGUGUCAAACCUUAAGCAAAACGUAGACUAUCGACGUAUCAAAUAUUAUACACACCAGCAUGUCAUUUUGUGUAGUCCAUUGCUAUUUUUUAUUUGUCUUCCAUUGUUAUUCCAUUCAGUUGGAUAUCCAUAAAUUUAUGAAACCCUAAUGAUAUUGAAAUGUUAUAUUUUAUUGUGUUUAACAUUUUGUAAAUAAAGUGCUCAAACUUGUCUUUUUUC
Molecule: messenger RNA, 2902 nt
Organism: Seriola aureovittata
Lineage: Eukaryota; Metazoa; Chordata; Actinopteri; Carangiformes; Carangidae
Gene: hoxd3a
Product: homeobox D3a
Exons: 4
Coding region: 635-1834 (399 amino acids)
Biological process (GO): regulation of transcription by RNA polymerase II
Cellular component (GO): nucleus
Molecular function (GO): DNA-binding transcription factor activity, RNA polymerase II-specific; RNA polymerase II cis-regulatory region sequence-specific DNA binding
Source: RefSeq, a predicted model, not a curated record